Molecule: messenger RNA, 858 nt
Organism: Vidua macroura (Pin-tailed whydah)
Lineage: Eukaryota; Metazoa; Chordata; Aves; Passeriformes; Viduidae
Product: polymeric immunoglobulin receptor-like
Biological process (GO): innate immune response; positive regulation of B cell activation; complement activation, classical pathway
Cellular component (GO): immunoglobulin complex, circulating; blood microparticle; external side of plasma membrane
Molecular function (GO): antigen binding; immunoglobulin receptor binding
Source: RefSeq, a predicted model, not a curated record
AUGGGAGAGGCUCCAAAAUCCACCCAAAUCAUCGACCUCCAGCCCCCCGGGGGGUCCCUGCGCCUCCUCUGCCGCGCCUCGGGGUUCACUUUCGGGAAUCACGGAAUGUUCUGGAUCCGCCAGGACCCGGGCAGGGGGCUGGAGUGGCUCGCGGGGAUCAGCAGCAAUGGUGGCAGCACCUACUACGCGCCGUCGGUGAAGGGCCGGGCGAGGAUCUCCAGGGACAACGGGCAGAGCUCGGUGACGCUGGCCAUGAACGGCCUCAAGGACGAGGAUUCCGGCUCCUAUUUCUGUGCCAAAUAUGCCGGUGCUGGUGGUUAUUGGGGUGCUGGUGCUGGUGGUUGUUGUGAUUCCUCCGCCGAUGCUCCGGACCCGGCAGAGCCCGACGGGGAGCGCGGCGGAACAACAAUCAAUCAAAAAUCCACCCAAAUCAUUGAUCUCCAGCCCCCCGGGGGGUCCCUGCGCCUCCUCUGCCGCGCCUCCGGCUCCGAUUUCGGGAGUCACGACAUGUUCUGGAUCCGCCAGAGACCCGGGCAGGGGCUGGAGUGGGUCGGGAGCGUCAGGAAGGAAGGCUGGAGCUCCGUGUACGCGCCGUCGGUGAAGGGCCGGGCAACGAUCUCCAGGGACAACGGGCAGAGCUCGGUGACGCUGGCCAUGAACGGCCUCAAGGACGAGGAUUCCGGCUCCUAUUUCUGCGCCAGAAGUUUCCGCGGUGGUUACAGCGGUGCUGCUCUCCUGGGCCCUGAUUGGCCGAGCCGGCGCGGAGCCCGCCGCCGGGAGAAGCGGAUCGGCGUCGGAUCCGGGGGCCGCGCCAGAGCCUUGGCCAAAUUCCCGGGAUCCUCGGUGUUUUUGGGGUGA